CGCCCGAGCGCGCAGAUUGGUUCGUGCACGCCCUGAGUGACAUAUUCGUGAUCCAGUCGCGCGCCGUCUCCAAGGGCCUUGCGCUCCUCCCUUCGCAGCGGUGCAGCAACAACAUGGUAGCUUCUAUGUGCCGGAGUCAGCUGUGACUGAAGCCAGCGGUGCAGUGGGAGGCACAUGAUUCAGCAUCCUACCAUUGCCCACCUACCGAGCAAGGUGACAGCGACUUCAGCCGACAACGAGUGAUGACAGACAUUGAACCAUGGGAAAUGUAGAGAGCCAGAAUGGGGACCAGGCCUUCUACGGUGAUGGGCAGGGCCACUUGUCUCGCAAGCACAUGUCCCGGUCCCUGAGGCUCUCCGGCAAGCAGUCGCGCCGCGCGCGCCACGUCUCCUCGGGGAAGGCGGAGCACCGCAACUCGGAGACCAGCACGCGGUCCAGCAGCACUCCCAGCAUCCCCCAGUCCCUGGCCGAGAAUGGGCUGGAGCCCUUCAACGAGACCAGCGCCCUGCCGGACUUCGGCAGCCCCAUCUGGGUGGACCGCGUGGCCAUGAACCUGCGGCCCGCCUCCUUCCACAACGACCUGGCCGACCCGGCGGCGGACGUGGACGCCGUGCUGACAGUCACCGCGGCGACCGGCGGGCUGGGGGGCGGCGGCAGCGGCGGCGGCGGCAGGGGCCCGUUCGGCGGGGAGGUGACCUACCUGCGGGGGCCCGGCGAGGGGCCGCGGGAGAGCGGCAGCUUCAAGAAGAAGAGGUCCAAGUCGGCGGACAUGUGGCGGGAGGACAGCCUGGAGUUCUCGCUGUCGGACCUGAGCCAGGAGCACCUGACCAGCACCGAGGAGAUCGCCGACGCCGCCGAGGAGAAGGACUACGCCGACUGCGGCGGCCUGCUGCCCUCCAGCCCCGAGGGCCCGGGGCCGCUGGGGCCGCUGGACCCGCCGGGGCCCCUGGACGCCGGGGACAGGGCCAACUCCCUGGACGAGCUGUACGGCCCCAAGAGCCCCGCCCGCCGGCCCUCGCACCACCGAUUCGCCAAGUACGCCCGCGAGGGGGGGGGCCGGGGGGGCGGCGGCCACACGGGACACGCGCACGACGACAAGAUGUCCCCCCUGGAGGACGACGGGAACGCCUACGGCGCCUACACCCUGCCCUGCCGCCGCUCCCACUGCCUGUCAGAGGGGCUCUCCGGCCAGCAGGGGGCCCUGUGCACCAGCAUGCAUGGCCGACGGGCUCAGACCACUCAGGACGUCACGGCGGGGGAGGGCAGCGAGUUUGGGGACAGCGGCAUCGAUGGGGUGACGGUGGAGGCGGAGCUCCAGUCCCGGCGCUACAAGACCAUGUCGGCGUCCUUCUCCGUGUGCUCGACGGCGGGCGGGAACGCGUUCGCCGACGCCGGCAGGGGGGGCGGGGCCACGCACCCCGUCCAGGGCGUGUACGAAAACUUCCGGCAGGAGCUGGAGAUGAGCUCCUGCCGCGUGGCCGACGCCCUGGAGGAGGCGGGGUCGGCCGGCAGCGACGAGCACAGCACCGGGACCGUCAGCUCCGCCUACCAAUCAGACGCGCUGCUGGGCGUGGCCCAGGGCACCGUGCGCAAGGCCGGCGCCCUCGCCGUCAAAAACUUUCUGGUGCACAAGAAGAACAAGAAGGUGGAGCCCGCCACCCGCCGCAAGUGGAAGCACUACUGGGUCUCCCUGAAGGGGUGCACGCUGUUCUUCUACGAGACGGACGGGCGAUCCGGGAUCGACCACAACAGCGUCCCGAAGCACGCAGUCUGGGUGGAGAACAGCAUCGUGCAGGCCGUCCCGGAGCACCCCAAAAAGGACUUCGUGUUCUGCCUCAGCAACUCCCUGGGAGAUGCGUUCCUGUUCCAGACCUCCAGCCAGACGGAGCUGGAGAACUGGAUCACGGCGACGCACUCGGCCUGCGCCGCGGCCGUGGCGCGCCACCACCACCGCGAGGACACGGUCCGGCUGCUCCGCGCCGAGAUGAGGAGGCUGGAGCAGAAGAUCGACAUGGACGAGAAGAUGAAGAAGAUGGGCGAGAUGCAGCUGUCCGCCGUCACCGACUCCAAGAAGAGGAAGACCAUCCUGGAGCAGAUCUUCCUGUGGGAGCAGAACCUGGAGCAGUUUCACAUGGACCUGUUCCGGUUCCGCUGUUACCUGGCCAGCCUGCAGGGCGGCGAGCUGCCCAACCCCAAACGCCUCCUGGCCUUCGCCUCCCGCCCCUCCAAGCUGGCCAUGGGCCGGCUGGGCAUCUUCUCCGUCUCCUCCUUCCACGCGCUGGUGGCGGCGCGUACGGAGAGCUGCGUGAGGAGGCGCACGCAGGCCAUGUCCCGCUCCUCCAGCAAGCGCAAGAGCCGCUUCUCCUCCCUCUGGGGCCUGGACACCACCUCAAAGAAGAAGACAAAGGGCCGCCCCAGCAUUAACCAGGUGUUCAUUGACGGGGAGGAGCCAGUGAAGAAGAGCCUGGACGGCAUGCUGGAGGACUCAGCCAGGGAGAGCGUGAAGGAGAAGGAGGCGUCGCUGAAAAGCAUUCCCCAGCACAACGCAGACAGCGACAUUUGGGUUCCUGAGCACCUCACGCCUUCGUGGGUCUGCCUGCCAAGCGAUCAGCCGGUGCUCGCCAUCAUCCAGCCUGGGGAGUCUGCCCUCGACACUCUGGAGACCGUCUGCAAGGCCCAUCACUUGGAUCUUGCCAAGCAUUACCUGCGUCUGAAGUUUUUAAUCGACAACCAAGUGCAAUUCUACGUCCCCAAACCGGAAGAGGACCUGUGUGAUUUGCUCUACAAAGAGAUAGAAAUUUGCUCCAAGGUGACUAAGCUGGUUCGGUUUGACCGUGAUGAAUCCUGCUCGAUUGGCUACGGUUUCUCCAUCUCGGUGUUGGAGGAGGACGGCGUGCAGCAGCUCUACAUCACAGAAGUGAAGGCGGGGGGAUUAGCCUUCGCUAAAGGGCUGAACGCCGGGGACGAGAUCCUGCAGCUGAACGGGAAGGAGGCCAGCUCGCUGAACUUCUCCGACAUGAAGGUGGCCUUCUCCCAGAGCUCCCUGGUGCUGACCGUCAGCACCCUGCCCGCCAUGGACCGCCACCAGCUCUGCUACCUGCCCCCCCGCCGCUCCAAUGGGGAGGACGAGCUCUGCACCGACAUCUUCUCCCAGAGCCAGGAGGACAUCCUGGAUGACGGGCCCGGCCUGUGUCUGCUGAACGCCGGGGACAGUCUCGACGACGAGUACGACAUCUUCGAUGAGCUGGAGGACAACGCCAAGAGCACGGAGCAGGUAGCUGCGUUCUGCCGCAGUCUCCAUGACAUGAAUCCGUCGGAGUACGCCUCGGCGCCCCACAGCCCGGACUCCCCGCUCCCGCCGCCGGCCACGCCGCGCCAGCUCUCCGACGCCGACAAGCUCCGCAAAGUCAUCUGCGAGCUGGUGGAGACCGAGCGGACCUACGUCAAAGACCUCAAUUGCCUGAUCGAGAGGUACUUGACUCCCCUGCAGAAGGAGAGCUUCCUCACACAGGAUGAGCUCGACGUGCUCUUCGGGAACUUGGCGGAGAUGGUGGAGUUCCAGGUGGAGUUUCUCAAGACUCUGGAAGACGGGACCAGACUGGUUCCAGAUCUGGAGCGGCUUGAGAGAGUGGAUCAGUUUAAGAAAGUGCUCUUCUCCUUGGGGGGGUCGUUCCUGUACUACGCCGACCGCUUCAAGAUCUACAGCGCCUUCUGCGCCGGACACACCAAGGUCCCCAAGGUCCUCGUCAAAGCGAAGACGGAUCCCGAUUUCAAGGCCUUCCUGGACGCCAGGAACCCCAGGCAGCAGCACUCGUCCACCCUGGAGUCGUAUCUGAUCAAGCCCAUCCAGAGGGUGCUCAAGUACCCGCUCCUCCUGAGGGAGCUGUACUCCCUCACCGACCCAGACAGCGAGGAGCACUACCACCUGGACGUCGCGGUGAAGGCCAUGAACAAGGUGGCCAGCCACAUCAACGAGAUGCAGAAGAUCCACGAGGAGUACGGCGCCGUCUUCGACCAGCUCAUCGCCGAGCAGACCAGCGACAAGAAAGAGGUGGCUGACCUGUCGAUGGGGGAUUUGCUGCUGCACACGACCGUGACUUGGAUCAACCCUCCCAUCUCUCUGGGGAAAUGGAAGAAAGAUCCGGAACUGGUGGCAUUUGUUUUCCGAACAGCCGUGGUGUUUGUGUACAAAGACUGCUCCAAGCAGAAGAAGAAAAUAGGCGGGUCGCAUCGCGCCUCCGUCUCCGACGAGAAGGACCCUUUCCGCUUCCGUCACAUGAUCUCCACCGACGCCCUCCAAGUGCGAGCCCUGGCCAGCGCUGAUGGAGAGGGAAACGCGGUGUGCGAGAUUGUUCAUGUCAAGUCUGAGUCAGAGGGGAGGCCCGAGAGAACAUUCCAUCUGUGCUGCAGUUCGCCAGAGAGUAAGAAAGACUUUCUGAAGACCGUGCACUCCAUCCUUCGGGACAAACAGCGCAGGCAGCUCCUGAAGACCGAGAGUCUGCCCCCCAGCCAGCAGUACGUCCCCUUUGGGGGGAAGCGGCUUUUUGCCCUGAAGGGGGCCCGUCCCACCAUGAACAGAGCAGUUUCUGCCCCGGCUCGGACCCUGGGGCGACGGAAGCUGGUCCGAAACCGCUUCACCAUCGACACGGACAUCGUGUUCGACGGCGGGCCGUCCGUGGACCCGGCGGAGCGGCCGCCCGCUUCCCAGCAGCCUCAGCAGGAGCCGCAGCAGCAGCAGCAGCAGCAGCAGCAGCAGGGCGUGAUGGGCGGGGACACGGAUCGCUGGGUGGAGGAGCAGUUUGACCUGGAGGGCUACGAGGACCAGGAGACGGACGUCGUCAAGGAGACGGACAUCCUCAGCGACGACGACGAGUUCUGCCUGUCCCCCUCCACGGAGCCCUCCGGGGAGGAUCUCGAAAUCGAGACCCCCGUCAGGGGCCUGUCCCUCGAAGGAGAGGCGCAGGCGGAGCAAUGGGGCGAGGAGGAGAAGAAUGAGGGGGACGAGGAGGGAGAAGAGGAGGAGAAGGAGGGGGAGGAGGAGAAAGAAGAGGAGCGUGUGGGCAAUGGGAGUGGCAAGGGUGAUGGCGAAGUUGAAACCUCGGAGGACACAGUGUCCCAAAUGAGCCCUGAGGACACACACUCCCCCCGGGGGUCCCCCUCGCGGAAUCAGCGGACCGCGUCCGGCCUGAACGGGUCGGCGGAGGGGGCCGAGGAAGAGGAGGUCAUCUGGGUGCGCAGGGACGAAUUUAAUACCCGGGGCGACGAGGUCUGAGAGCCGACACAGCGCCAGAGGAAGAGGCUGAAAAACCUGGCUUCCUCCCUCGCAAAGCUUGAAAGAGCCUUUACAAGAAAACCUACAGCCAGUUUACCCCCCCCCCCCCACCCCCGUACUCCGCUACACCCUUAACACGGAGCGAUGCCGUCCGCCUACAAUGAUGAACAGCCUAUCACAGCAAACGAUUUUAUAACUGACGCUGCGUCAGCACCAAAAAAGCCCUGCCAUUCUCGAUCUGAGCAAUAAAGGACUAAUGCUGUCAAUCAAUAAGAGUGAAGUAGUCCAUCUGAAGCUUUGCGAGAGGGACUCGACUGUACAAUCAUGACGCGCAGAAGAGCGUCGGGACGAGCGCGUUUUCCCACGUGAACUUGGGCGGCUGCUCUGAACCGUGACUUGUUGCCAAAUUUAUAUUUUAGGAGCAAAUAAAUAUAGCUGUUUUUUUUCUGAGAGAGGUGCAGUAGUUCUAUGAUGCUUCAGGGCGGCGUGUUAUUUAUUUUGGCUUUUAGGGCUCUCUUUAAAAGGUGUAAAAUAAAAAAAACAAAUCCUGUUCUCAUUGCAUUGUGUUAUGGCUGCGCACAGGUGACAUUUUAGAGCACAAGUCUUUCAGAUGAACACACUUUACGGCGAAACGCCAGUCUAACAGCAUUCAUCUCUGUUUGGUUUUUAUGGUGAGCAUAUGGCAUAUAUUGAAAAACUCCUAACAGUUUUUUUUUUUUUAAGUAUUUUUAAAUGUUUUAUUUGUACUUAUUGUUUACAUUGUGUCAAACUCCGCAGUAUUAACCUUUUCCACAGAAGAUAAGGGAUUUGUUGUUAUUAUUAUUUUAUUUUUAUUUUUACUAAUUUUAACAAUCCUGUUUUACUUGAAUUUAUUUUGUAUGAUAUUUUCAUUUGGUGUCUUUCAUUUUGUCAGCCCAUUGUGGUUCGUACGGCCCUCAUCUGGUCCGCACAUAAGCUUGUUUAAAAUAUAUGUUUUUUACACUGAUGUUAGUCAUUAAAGGCACAUAUUUGGAUGUGUUGAAAUAGCAGAAAACAGUCAUGUAAUAAAUAUAAACUGUCCUUGAAAAGCUUUUUGUUUAAAGAAAAAGAAAUAUAUAUAUACAUAUAUACUACUGUAAUACUGUACAUAUCCAAUGCUUAUAAGAAGUUGGAACAAACCUUCAUUUUUACUUUUAUUACCUUAUAAGUGAAAUCUUACCACUAUACACAAAAUAUAUAUGAAAUAUUUUAAAUAAAAGAAUGCAGAUGUUGAACUACAGUCCUGAGGGUAAAAAAUGAUUGGAGUGCAAGCUGUGGAGGUUAAACAUAGGAAUUCAUUUAUAAACCUACACAGUGCACUUUUAUGGCUGGGUGUUGUUUUUUUAAAUAUAUGUACAUACAGCUGUAUUGAUAUUUCAAAUAAAUUGUUUCCUACAUAA
Messenger RNA from Anguilla rostrata (American eel), 6690 nucleotides. Its product is annotated as rho guanine nucleotide exchange factor TIAM1-like. Lineage: Eukaryota; Metazoa; Chordata; Actinopteri; Anguilliformes; Anguillidae. Gene Ontology annotation, cellular component: plasma membrane; cytosol; synapse. Gene Ontology annotation, biological process: positive regulation of axonogenesis; small GTPase-mediated signal transduction; activation of GTPase activity. The transcript has 26 exons. The coding region runs from base 260 to 5272 and encodes 1670 amino acids. The record is from RefSeq and is a predicted model, not a curated record. Gene Ontology annotation, molecular function: protein binding; guanyl-nucleotide exchange factor activity.